CAGUGGAGGGGCGGGAGUGGAUGAGUGUUGAGUUUCCGCAGUCGCUGCUGCUAUAUAAACCCAUGAUUUCCACUACACUUCUACAGAAAGGCGUCCGUGCCUCCCUUUGCAUUAGACUGCUGCACUCCACUCGCAACACCAGCAUGCCGAUCCAGGUUGGUCAACAUCUUCCAGAUGUACUGGUGCAUGAGGGAGACCCGGGGAACAGCAUCUCAAUGGCUGAACUUUUCAGGGGCAAAAAAGGAGUGCUUUUUGGUGUGCCAGGAGCAUUCACACCUGGAUGUUCAAAGACUCAUCUCCCAGGAUUCAUACAGAUGGCUGGGGAUUUGAGGGCCAGAGGUGUGGAUGAGAUCGCAUGUGUGUCUGUUAAUGAUGUGUUUGUCAUGUCCGCCUGGGGAAAAGAGAACGGAGCAGACGGCAAGGUGCGGAUGCUGGCUGAUCCCACAGGAGCAUUCACAAAGGCUGUGGAUCUCUUCCUGAACAAUGAUCACUUGAUCCAGGUGCUUGGAAAUUUGAGGUCUCAAAGGUAUGCCAUGCUGAUUGAAGAUGGAGUGGUCAGGAAGCUCAAUGUCGAGCCUGAUGGGACAGGCCUGACCUGCAGCUUAGCCCCAAACUUUCUCAGUGAGAUUUAAGUUACUGAGUGUAACCAGUUUACAAUGUACAAUGCGUCACCCUUUUGUCAUAGACCCAAUUGCCCAAUUAUCAUUCCAAAAACAGGGCAAUGGAAAUUCCCAACAAUGAAUAAACACUAUUGCAUAUGCUGUGGGGAAACCCAUGUGAGGAACCAACUUGUUUACUUGGAGCAAUAAUUCAUUGUUUCCUAUUAUGUUUGGAAAAAUGCACACGUUUGGCUGUAUUGCGCACAAAUCUGUUUCUUUUGGUUAUGUGUAUAACCUACUGUAUAUAGUGGUUACCCAAGCAGCAAUAAACAUUUUCCUCAUGACUGCA
Molecule: messenger RNA, 948 nt
Organism: Sinocyclocheilus rhinocerous
Lineage: Eukaryota; Metazoa; Chordata; Actinopteri; Cypriniformes; Cyprinidae
Product: peroxiredoxin-5, mitochondrial-like
Exons: 6
Coding region: 21-632 (203 amino acids)
Biological process (GO): cell redox homeostasis; hydrogen peroxide catabolic process; cellular response to oxidative stress
Cellular component (GO): peroxisome; mitochondrion; cytoplasm
Molecular function (GO): thioredoxin peroxidase activity
Source: RefSeq, a predicted model, not a curated record